AUGGAGGGAAGAGAAGAACCACCACCGCCGGGAGUGGUCGUGACAACAACAGGCUUACCAGCAAGCAGUGGUCCGAUCAUCCCACCCCUGAUACCCGAAGGAGGAAUCAGAAUUAGCGUUCCGAUCUCCAGUGGGACCAUACCAGCAACCACGGGGGUCGCGUACGACAUCACACCACCACCCAUGAUGAGAAACGUUCAGGGCAUACACCCACUGAGGAACACAACCUCGCCGUGGGGAUAUUAUACUCCACAAUACCAGCCACCUAUGACCUAUCAGCAACAGGCAGGAGGAUGGUAUCCAGGUUACUAUCCGUGGAGCCAACCAAACCAACCAGGGUAUCCGCGACCCGUCCAGCCUAUUCCUUUCCCGUCUCUGGACACAGAAGGGACAGUGACGUCAGCGGCGCAGAUACCCCCAUACGUACCCCAGGGGGUGCCUAUGCCACCCCUCUAUCACGAGGCAGUAAUGAAGAGCAUCAAUGAUUUCCAGGACCACCUGAUAGGACUAGCAAGAGAUCAGGAGAAAUUCGCAGAAAAGCAAAACCAGGGAGUUGACGUAGGAACCAGACGUGGAAAGGACCCCCCAGUCACCAAGGAAAAAGAAAGAGGAAACGCACCGAGAAGAGGACAAUCGGAGCCCAUACUACAAAAGGAGAAGGAGCAGCUAGACAAGGGACCAGGAGCAGUCCCGCUCCUGGGAGAUAAGACGGCCCAGGAGAAGGUCGCAGAAGCAGUGGUGCGGAAUAGCGGUCGAAUUCAUGUAAUCGAAGACGACAAAUCAAAAGGAACCAAGAUGCCAGGGAAGCACAGCAAAGACGCAGAAAGCCAUUCAUCCAACAAGAGGAGGGGAGCGGACGAAAGGAGCAACAUUGACGAGAAAAUUAAGAACGCCAUGAAGAAAUAUCAGAAAGAAGGCAAGGGAGCAGAGGAAGAGCGAGAGGACGAAGAUUCCCCACUUAACUCAGAGAUACAGUCGGUAAGGUUCCCUUCGAGGUUUAAACUACCAACUUUUGAGCCUUUUGAUGGAACAGGAGAUCCGAAAAGCCACAUCUCAAAGUUCAAGACGAUCAUGAUGCUACAAGAUGUGACUGAUCCCAUGCUCUGUAGAGUGUUCCCUGCGACGUUAAAAGCAUCGGCGCAAAAAUGGUACUCAUGUCUUAAGGCAGGGUCAAUAAGUUCCUUCUCCGACUUAGCAUCGGCAUUCAAAGCAAGGUUCAGGACAAACAUCCCCAUGCAGAAGAGUUCCAGCGACUUGAGGAAGUGCAAGCAAGGAGAGCAGGAGACCCUCAAAAAUUUCGUGGAAAGAUUCAACAAGGAAGCAGUGCAAAUCGAAAACCUGAACCAUGACACAGCCAUCGAAGCAAUGAAGAUGGGAACAAAGUUUGAAGAACUCCGUGACAAGAUCCUGAUGAAAAAGCCAACCACCUUUCAAGACUUAAUGCUGAUCGCUCACAAAUAUGUGGAACUAGACGAAGCCAGACGAACCCUCACGAAACAACAUGAGCACACCAAGCAGGAUAGUUCCAGAUAUCGAGGGAAGAAGGAGGAAGAACGGCCACGGACUCAGCGAUAUCACGUGAAGGGACCACACAAUGACGCGUUGGUAAUAGAAGCCAUAAUCAGGAAUCACCUAGUAAAACGGAUACUGGUAGAUGAAGGCAGUUCCGUGAACUUAUUAACCUUGGAGGCAUUCAAAGAGAUGAAAGGCUCAACAACAGACCUGCGGAAGUCCUCAUUCCCACUAGUAGGCCUGGGAGGAGCACCAAUACGUCCAGAAGGGACAGUAAGUUUAUAUGUGGAAUUGGGAAAUAGAAGUGAAGGGCCAGUCAAAAAGAUGCAUGCUCAGUUUAAUGUAGUAGACCUGCCACUGGCCUACAACAGCAUACUGGGCAGACCAUUCUUGUACCAGACAGGAGCAGUAACUAGCAUCAGGCUGCUAACCCUGAAAAUGCCAACACCAUCUGGGAUAGUAGUGGUCAGAGGAGACCAGGAGAUGGCCAAGGAAUGCUGCUUGGUUACAACAAAGGAAGAUGAAAGUUUGACUAUUGAGGCGUUCCCAGGAGACGCAGUAGAAGAGGAGGAGUCACAAGGAGCAGAACCAGUAGGCGUCAUGAAAGAGCUUCACCUAACUGAGACCAAGAUGGUCAAAGUAGGCACAGAAGUACCAGAAAAGGUAGCACAUGAAAUAAUAGAGAUACUGAAAAAGAACGUGGAAUCUUUCGCUACUGAACCAACGGAGAUCGUGGGAAUCAAUCCCAAAGUAGCGUCGCACAAACUGAACGUGAUCCCAGGCAGUGUACCCAAAGUCCAAAAGAAGAGGAGGUUCACUGAGGAGAGGCAGAAGAUAAUCGCAGACGAAGUAAACAUUUUGGAGGCAGCAGAUUUUAUCCGCGAAGUUUUCUACCCUGAAUGGGUGGCAAACGUCGUCCUAGUAAAGAAGGCAAACGGGAAGUACAGGAUGUGUGUCGAUUUCACAGACUUGAACAAGGCCUGCCCAAAGGACAACUAUCCGCUCCCCAACAUAGACCAGUUAGUAGACUCAACAGCUUGUUAUCUCCUAUAUAGUUUCGUAGACGCAGCGCAGGGGUAUCAUCAAAUACCGAUGGAGGAGAAGGAUCAAGAGAAAACAUCAUUCGUCACAGACCGAGGGACAUACUGUUACAAAGUCAUGCCGUUUGGAUUAAAGAACGCAGGAGCCACCUAUCAACGUCUGGUCAACUUCAUGUUCCAAGACCAGCUGGGGAAGAAUGUAGAAGCCUACGUGGACGACAUAAUUGUGAAGAGCCUAACAGCAGAGGAACACGCCCAAGACUUAGAAGAAACCUUCAAAGUCCUGAACAAGUUCGGAAUGAAACUCAACCCGGCAAAAUGUGCUUUCGGUGUUAAAGCAGGAAAAUUCCUAGGCUAUCUGAUCAGCCAACGAGGAAUAGAAGCAAACCCAGAAAAGAUCCAAGCAGUGAUAGAUAUGAAGGCCCCCCAGAGCGUGAGGGACGUACAGAAGUUGAAUGGCAGAGUCACGGCACUGGGACGUUUCAUUUCUUCCUCAGCCAAAAAAUGCCUGCCGUUUUUCAAACAACUCCGGAACAUGAAAAAAUUCAAAUGGGACGAAGACUGUCAAGUCGCAUUCGAAGAAUUAAAGGCAUUCUUGACCAACCCGCCCCUACUGAGUAGGCCCGUAGUCGGGGAGACCCUGUACCUGUACUUAUCGGUAGGGAGAGAGACCAUCGCCUCAGUACUGGUACGGGAGGAAGAGGAGGAGCAGUGGUCGAUAUACUAUAUAAGCAGAACGCUAAAAGGGGCAGAGCUCAAUUACCCAACCAUAGACAAACUUGCACUUGCCGUCGUCGUAACCACCAAAAAGCUCAAGCCGUAUUUCCAAGGACACACAGUCAUAGUACGCACAAACCAGCCUUUGAGGAAAGCAUUGCACCGACCUGAGACUUCAGGACGAUUGGUCAGUUGGUCAGUACAACUAGGAGAGCACGACAUCAGGUACGAGCCAAGGACAACGUUGAAAGCUCAGGCACUUGCGGACUUCGUGGCAGAGAUGACAGAGAAACCAUGUGACUCAGCAACCGAGGAGUUGACAUGGAACCUAUUCGUAGACGGAGCCUCCAGUGACCAAGGAGCAGGAGCAGGUGUAGUCCUAUUAGGACCUCACAAAAUCGCAAUUGAGUAUGCAGUACACCUAAGCUUCAAGGCUACCAACAAUGUGGCAGAAUAUGAGGCCCUCUUAACAGGACUCGAAAUCGCGACUGAAGUAAAGGCAGAAAAGCUAAAAAUCCAUAGUGAUUCCCAACUAGUCACUAGCCAGGUGCUGGGACAAUUCCAAACCAAGGACCAAAACAUGGCGAAAUACAUGGCAAGAGCAAAGGAACAACUCAAGAAGAUCGAAAAAAACGGAGGACAGUGGGAAAUCAUACCCAUCCCCAGAGAAGAGAACACUAGAGCAGACGCAAUAGCCAAGGCAGCCGCAGUGAAAAGCCAGCUAUAUGUAUCACUCCAAAUGAAGGAGGAGCGGUUAACACCAACGGUAGAGGAGCAGCAGGUAUUACCAGUCGCAGUCCUAGAUCCAUGGAUGCAACCCAUAGUGGCAUAUUUAGCGGACAGAGUCCUACCUGAAGGACGUACCGAAGCGGCUAAGCUAGUUCGAAUUUCCUCCGCCACUGUACCGGACCUCAGCCACACACCCAUGGUCUAA
Molecule: messenger RNA, 4203 nt
Organism: Mercurialis annua (annual mercury)
Lineage: Eukaryota; Viridiplantae; Streptophyta; Magnoliopsida; Malpighiales; Euphorbiaceae
Exons: 2
Coding region: 1-4203 (1400 amino acids)
Molecular function (GO): RNA-DNA hybrid ribonuclease activity; nucleic acid binding
Source: RefSeq, a predicted model, not a curated record